This is a messenger RNA of Acaulospora morrowiae, 318 nucleotides long. The record is from the annotation of a GenBank genome assembly. NCBI's taxonomy places the organism in Eukaryota, Fungi, Glomeromycota, Glomeromycetes, Diversisporales, Acaulosporaceae.
AUGGAAAUUUGUAGUGGUGAAAGGCCUUCGUUAGAAAAUAUUCCUCAAUUAUUGUCUGAAUUAAUUAAACUAUGUUGGGACGCGGAUCCAUCAAACCGUCCUGCCGCAAAAUCUAUAUCGCACAUCAUAGCUAUAUGGAUAACAUUAUUGGAUAACAAUAAUUUAGCAGAGCCUAUCAUGCAGUUUACGGAAAAAAAUAAUUCUGACAUUUUAAGAUUAUAUUCACAGCAUCUACAUGAACUUGAUCGAGAAGCCAUGAACAAUGAUUUCGGGUGUAAAGUGGAGAACGCAAAAGAUAAGGAUUCAGCCUUUAAAUGA